AUGGAAGAACUUACGGCGUUCGUCUCCAAGUCCUUCGACCAGAAAGUGAAGGAGAAGAAGGAGGCGAUCACGUACCGGGAGGUGCUGGAGAGCGGCCCGCUGCGCGGGGCCAAGGAGCCGCCCGGGGGCGCCGAGCCCGGCCGCGACGAGCGCAGCAGCCCGGCAGUCCGGGCGGCCGGCGGAGGCGGCGGCGCGGGAGGCGGAGGCGGCGGCGCGGGAGGCGGAGGCGCAGGAGGAGGAGCAGCGGGCGCGGGCGCUGGAGGAGGGCGCUCGCCCGCCCGCGAGCUGGACAUGGGCGCCGCGGAGAGGAGCCGGGAGCCGGGCAGCCCGCGGCUCAGCGAGGUGUCCCCGGAGCUGAAGGAGCGAAAAGAGGAUGUGAAAGGGAUGGAGGACGAAGGCCAGACCAAAAUCAAGCAGAGGCGAAGUCGGACUAAUUUCACCUUGGAACAACUCAAUGAGCUGGAGAGGCUUUUCGAUGAGACACACUACCCGGACGCCUUCAUGCGGGAGGAGCUGAGCCAAAGGCUGGGGCUCUCGGAGGCCCGAGUGCAGGUUUGGUUUCAAAACCGAAGAGCUAAAUGCAGAAAACAAGAAAAUCAACUCCAUAAAGGUGUCCUCAUAGGGGCUGCCAGCCAGUUUGAAGCUUGUAGAGUUGCACCCUAUGUCAACGUAGGUGCUUUAAGGAUGCCUUUUCAGCAGGAUAGUCAUUGCAACGUGACGCCCUUGUCCUUUCAGGUUCAGGCGCAGCUGCAGCUGGACAGCGCCGUGGCGCACGCGCACCACCACCUGCACCCGCACCUGGCCGCGCACGCGCCCUACAUGAUGUUCCCUGCGCCGCCCUUCGGACUGCCGCUAGCCACGCUGGCAGCGGACUCGGCCUCCGCUGCCUCCGUCGUGGCGGCUGCUGCCGCCGCCAAGACCACCAGCAAGAACUCCAGCAUCGCGGAUCUCAGACUGAAAGCCAAAAAGCACGCGGCUGCCCUGGGCCUGUGACGCGAUGCGUGCA
Molecule: messenger RNA, 1006 nt
Organism: Talpa occidentalis (Iberian mole)
Lineage: Eukaryota; Metazoa; Chordata; Mammalia; Eulipotyphla; Talpidae
Gene: SHOX2
Product: short stature homeobox 2
Exons: 5
Coding region: 1-993 (330 amino acids)
Biological process (GO): regulation of transcription by RNA polymerase II
Cellular component (GO): nucleus
Molecular function (GO): sequence-specific double-stranded DNA binding; DNA-binding transcription factor activity, RNA polymerase II-specific
Source: RefSeq, a predicted model, not a curated record